This is a messenger RNA of Zingiber officinale, 1096 nucleotides long. RefSeq names its product cytokinin riboside 5'-monophosphate phosphoribohydrolase LOG1-like. The coding region runs from base 228 to 830 and encodes 200 amino acids. Gene Ontology annotation, cellular component: nucleus; cytosol. Gene Ontology annotation, biological process: cytokinin biosynthetic process. The transcript is spliced from 6 exons. NCBI's taxonomy places the organism in Eukaryota, Viridiplantae, Streptophyta, Magnoliopsida, Zingiberales, Zingiberaceae. Gene Ontology annotation, molecular function: hydrolase activity, hydrolyzing N-glycosyl compounds. The record is from RefSeq and is a predicted model, not a curated record.
AAAAAAGGAGUACCUGUUGAUGAGUGCAUAUACAUUGUGAUGCCUCAACCUUGGGCACCGAAUAGAGAGUUUGACACUGAGCAAGAUGGAGAAGUUUCUUGUUGGUGUCUUCUCUAGCAGCAAGUACUUCUAGUGUGGUGGGCAAAAAGAGUGCUCUGUCCUCCUCCUCUACUCUGUGGAUUGUUCCUUUCUUUCCUUUUUCUUUUCACCCUUAAUUUUCUCGAGAGAUGGAAGUAAGCCAAGAAGCUAAGGUAAUGGAGAGCAAAGGGAGAUUUAAGAGGAUAUGUGUCUUCUGUGGGAGCAAGUCAGGCAACAAAAAGUCCUUUGCUGAAGCAGCUGUUGAGCUUGGAAAGCAAUUGGUGGAGAAAAAUAUAGACCUUGUUUAUGGUGGCGGAAGUGUAGGUCUGAUGGGUUCGAUAUCCAGGACUGUGUUUGAUGGCGGUUGCAGUGUUCUUGGAAUCAUUCCGACUGCUCUCCUGCCAAAUGAGAUAUCAGAGGAGACUUACGGGGAGGUGAUCAAGGUAGCAGAUAUGCACGAGAGGAAGUCAGAAAUGGCUAAGCAUGCCGAUGCCUUCAUAGCCCUGCCAGGUGGCUAUGGAACCAUGGAGGAACUCAUGGAGAUAAUAGCUUAUGCUCAACUUAAGAUCCAUGACAAACCAGUAGGAUUGCUCAAUGUGGAUGGAUACUAUGAUGACUUACUCACACUGUUCGACAAGGGAGUGGAUCAAGGGUUCAUAGACGACCAUGCAAGGCAAAUUGUUAUUGCAGGAGAGACAGCAGUGGAGCUUCUUGAGAAAAUGGAGGGGUACGUACCAGCCAGCAGUUCAUGAGAGGGUUGAGCCGGAAAUGGCUGAGCAAGUGGCCCAGUUAGUGAUGAAGCAGAGGCUACAAGUGUAUAUCAGUCUCAACAUCAAUUAUUAGGGUUCAUAUAUAUAUAAAUAUAUAAAUAUAUAUAUGUGUGUGGUACUGCCUAGCCCUCCUAUUUCCAAUGAUUGUUGUACUGAGAAGAUGUGACAAAGGCAGUUUGGUUGCCUUUGAAGGGGGAUUAAUUAUGAGCAUCAACUUGUUUAAGCAAUGAAGAAAUUGAUCUGAUCUA